Molecule: messenger RNA, 2947 nt
Organism: Dreissena polymorpha
Lineage: Eukaryota; Metazoa; Mollusca; Bivalvia; Myida; Dreissenidae
Exons: 10
Coding region: 668-2089 (473 amino acids)
Biological process (GO): proton transmembrane transport
Cellular component (GO): plasma membrane
Molecular function (GO): voltage-gated proton channel activity
Source: RefSeq, a predicted model, not a curated record
UUUCGUUGGCAAAGAAAAUCAACCAUUCCGCACCAAUCAACGCCGCUGUAACAUUCUGUGUAAAAAUUCUCGUUGAUUUUUUUAUUCUAAUUUCGAAAUGAUUGGAUAAUUAUAUAUGUGGUAUUCGAAAAUGGACAGCAUUUUUGAUGAAGUGAAAAAAUGUGUUAUAUGGAAUAAGGACAUACUCGACAAGUACUAGAUCUAAUUCUCAAACGACGUAGUUUGAACAUUUGAAAACAUUGUGUCGAUUUUUCCCAGGAAAUAUAUGACUAACCAAGUAAUUUUUAAUCGUGAAAAUGCAUCGUAAAUAAUUUAUUGAGCCAUGGUACAACAUUUUACAUUGGAAUGGUACAAGUUCCGAAAAGUUUAAUCUAAAAAGAUUAAAAGUAGUUCAAAAAAGGAAAAAAUACCAAUAGAGUUUAAAUAUGUAAAAUGAUAAUAGAAAAUGUAUAGAAAUCUAUAAUCGUUUAAUAUAAACUCUUCUUGCUUCAUUCAAUAAUUUGCGGUAAUUUCUUGAUACUCGGACUUAUACCAUCAACAUCAAUUGCGGAAAAAGUCACACCUAUUAAACAUUUAAACAAAAUAAAACAAUUACCUACCAAUCGUUCAACGAAGUAAACCGUUUUACAAAAUUAACAAAAAGGUGUUUACAAUAAAAAAACACAACAUGGGGCAUUACUCCGCGAAUCCUUCCAUUACAUCGGCCUUAAGUUCGAUACACAAUUUAAGGCGACCCUCUUUAUACAAGUCGGCGGAAGAGGGUUUGAAUGACCUCGGAAAGGGCUUAAAUCUUGGUCGCGACAGCGAAAUUAACCCUACGGAUAUCGCCGCCAUAUUGCAAAAAAGGAGACAUGAGAAACGGCCGCUUUAUAGGUGUCGAAAGCGAAUGAACAUCUUGCUUCACACGCAUAUCGCACUUAUAGCGGUGUGUAUCCUCAGCAGUUUGGAUGCGGUGUGUGUUAUCGGUCAAGUUAUCUGCGAUAUUCUUAUCAUGUCAGAUAAAUUAGCAAAAUACGAUAAACUUCAUGAAGAAACAGUGGAACUGCUGGUCGAUGUACUUCCAGACUAUUUUACAAAUGAUACGGACUAUUCAGCGUGGAGUUUUGAAAAAGUAGUGCAGCACAUUAAAGACAUUCGCGCAAAUUUAGAAGGUUACGCACCACAUUUACUCGAAGACGACUCCGUUGCCAAUAGCAACCAGUUUUUAAUACGGUCGUUGCUGUCCCGACGCGCGCGUUCAGCAGGCGGCCCGAGCCCACGAGCUGGAGGAGGUGGGGAAGAGGAGGAACACGAUAUUCUGCACGAGCUAACGCACGCCUUCCAUAUCGGCUCUAUGGUUCUCCUGUCCGUAUUGCUUGCCGAGACGUUCUUGAAGAUCUUUGCCAUGGGGAAACACUUUCUGAACCACAAGCUUGAGAUUUUUGAUGGCUUUGUGAUCAUAGUCUCUUGGAGCCUCGACAUGGCAUUCUGGGAAGGGAUCUGGGCUCGCCCGGGGCAGGAGGGCGCCACACUGCUCAUCUUCAUCCUCCCCUGGCGGGUUAUCAGGAUCGUCAACAGCUUCGUGCUAGUGAUCCAAGAGAAGGAUCUGGUCAUGCUGAAGGUGGUCAAGCAGCGGCUGCGGAUGGCUCUGAGACGAGACAAGGAGACGGCGGGAAAACUUGACAAGUACAGGCUGGAGGUGCGUCAGUUGCAAGGUUUAUGUAGGAAGCAUGGAGCAGACGAGAGUUCGAUACAGGCAUGCUGCCCAACAGGCAGGCGGCGUCGGAGCAGCCUCUUCCAGAGCCUAACUAGUCUGGCAUCAGUAGCCCUAGUCAGCGCCAUGGGGUCAAGGCCACCAAACGCAGCGGACCGCUUGUCCUCCUCCAGCGAAUCAGAUGAUGAGGACAUGACUUCACUUCCGACGACAGACGGCGGCAGACGACAGUCCGACUGCUCCACCGCAAGUGUGGUACUGUCAACGGAACCGGCUGACCUGGAUUAUGAAAUAACGGUCAGAGGCGACAGGAUUAAUGGGGCCUUUAAUUUUGAUGACGAAAGCGUCUCGAAAUAUGAUAAUGCUCCAAAAAGGGAUGUUUCAACGAAGCUUUGAAUACCUAUUGCCUGUCCCGACUACGCUAGUACAGGGAGCAGCAAAAAAGAAGCUGUGAUAUGAAUCAGAAAGGAUAUAGUUAACAAAAUAAUAUUUAGAUUUAUCAUUGAAAAUGGGUUAUUAUCGAAAUAAUACAUUAUUUACUACAUAGCUAAGGGACAAUAAUUAUUCAACUUUAUAAUAAUUACUAUUGUGUGUUGCAACAUUGGAUGCUGUUAAGUUUAGAUAAUAUUUUUUGCUUAAAUUAACCAUUUCUAAAACACAUAUUACUUUACUGAUAUAUAAUUUUGAUCAAUCGUUUCGUAUGCACUAUAUUUACGAUGCUUUGUUACUUUUUGUGUUUUGCGAACUUUUAAUUAAAUGCAUUUCUCAUCAACAAAUUAGUUUUCAGCAAAAAAAAUACUUUCUGUAAAUCGGAUGUUCUUUACAAAUAUUUAGAUUAUUUUCGUGUAUAUUGGGGUUAUAAUAUAAUCUGAAAACAAAGUUUUUGUGAGAAGGUAGUUCUGAACUUGUAGAUUUUUUUGUCAUUGUUCUUUAUGAAAUUAAAUUACCUUGAACGCUGAAAAUAAUGUAAUAUGCACUCAUAUUAGUAAUACAGCUGCAUUUUUUAAGGUAGUAACUUUAGUUAUUCUAUAAAGAGGAUUGUCGCUUAACCAUGUUUUUCUGAUUGCAUAUUUAGAAUAACUUCAGGUCAAUUGCGUGAUGCUGGUUUAAUAUGUUUAUCAUGUAAACUUAAUGCGCAUUGCUGACAGCGUGUUUGUUAUACUCGUACGUUUGUUGUUCAAGAUCCAUUCAGACGAAUACACCUUGAUUACACAACAAUUUAUUGCAGUCAAUAAAAAAAUAGAUAUGUACAAA